Messenger RNA from Abrus precatorius (Indian licorice), 1646 nucleotides. RefSeq names its product DNA topoisomerase 6 subunit A. The coding region runs from base 102 to 1364 and encodes 420 amino acids. The record is from RefSeq and is a predicted model, not a curated record. Gene Ontology annotation, biological process: reciprocal meiotic recombination; meiotic DNA double-strand break processing; DNA topological change. Gene Ontology annotation, molecular function: DNA topoisomerase type II (double strand cut, ATP-hydrolyzing) activity; ATP binding; DNA binding. Gene Ontology annotation, cellular component: nuclear chromosome. NCBI's taxonomy places the organism in Eukaryota, Viridiplantae, Streptophyta, Magnoliopsida, Fabales, Fabaceae. The transcript has 2 exons.
CAUUCAUUCACUCCUUCUUACACUCACAGUCAAAAGUCAAACACCAAAUCCAAAUCCGAAGAAAGCAAAAUCUGUGGAACCAUUUCAUUUCAUUUCCCGCCAUGGCAGACAACAGAAAACGGCGGCGGACGGAGUCCACCGGCGACGAGCUUCCCUUCAAGAACAAGUUGAAGUCAGACUCAGCGAUCCUCGAAACCCUCAAAGACUUCUCAACUGCAUCUUCAUCCUUCUCCUCCUCCGCUGCUGACAAAACCCUAACCCUCCAAGACCUAUCCCUCCCCUUCUCCUGCCGCGAGGUUGCGGACCUCUCCCUCUCCUCCGUCCAAUCCAACAUCGAGUCUCUCAUUCUCAAGAUCGCACACUCCAUUCUCUCCGGCCACGGCUUCUCCUUCGACGUUCCAUCUCGCUCCGCUGCCAACCAGUUCUACGUCCCCCAACUCGACCGCAUUGUCCUCAAAGACAAAUCUUCCCUUCGCCCCUUCGCCAACAUCUCCACCGUUCGCAAAUCCGCUAUCACCGCCCGCAUCCUCCAACUCAUCCACCAACUCUGCAUCAAAGGCAUCCACGUCACCAAGCGUGACCUCUUCUACACCGACGUCAAACUCUUCCAGGACCAGAUUCAAUCUGAUGCUGUUCUUGAUGAUGUUUCGUGCAUGCUGGGAUGCACUCGGUCCAGUCUCAAUGUUGUGGCUGCGGAGAAAGGGGUGGUUGUAGGGAGGUUGAUUUUCAGUGACAAUGGGGAUAUGAUUGAUUGCACGAAGAUGGGAAUGGGUGGGAAAGCGAUUCCGCCCAAUAUUGAUCGAGUUGGGGAUAUGCAAAGUGAUGCUCUGUUCAUUCUGUUGGUGGAGAAGGAUGCUGCUUAUAUGAGGUUGGCUGAGGAUAGGUUCUACAACCGGUUUCCAUGCAUAAUUGUUACGGCGAAGGGGCAGCCUGAUGUUUCCACGAGGCUGUUCUUGAGGAAGAUGAAGACGGAGUUGAAGCUGCCGGUGCUGGCUCUUGUUGACAGUGAUCCCUACGGGUUGAAGAUUCUGUCAGUUUAUGGAUGUGGGUCUAAGAACAUGUCCUAUGACAGUGCUAACUUGACGACCCCUGAUAUCAAAUGGCUUGGGGUUAGGCCUAGUGAUCUGGACAAGUACAAGAUACCUGAGCAGUGUAGGUUGCCCAUGACUGAGCAGGAUAUUAAGACUGGGAAGGACUUGCUGGAGGAGGAUUUUGUCAAGAAGAAUCCUGGUUGGGUCGAGGAAUUGUCAUUGAUGGUCAAAACUAAGCAGAAGGCUGAAAUACAGGCUUUGAGCACCUUUGGUUUUCAGUAUCUGUCUGAAGUUUAUUUGCCCUUGAAAUUGCAGCAGAAGGAUUGGCUUUGAGUCUUUGACCUGUGAGUAAUGUCAUGUGUAAGAUUUAAGAUGCUUGGUGUCACUUUUUGGUCUAACAGCAAAGUGAAAUCGUGUCACCAAUUUACAGUGGAAUGUGGAUGAAUUUCAAAUUAUCGUUCAUUGAAAAUUGUUUGAUAAACUUUGUUCAAAAAUUGUGCCUAUGGGUCUAUGUUUUAUCAAACUGAGUUUUUAAUUUAAUGCCUUAUUGUGUAUUCAUCGUAUACUUGCUCUAGUAAAUUGAGGACCAAUCUUAUCAAAUUCCAAGACCUUAAU